Messenger RNA from Arctia plantaginis, 246 nucleotides. The record is from the annotation of a GenBank genome assembly. Lineage: Eukaryota; Metazoa; Arthropoda; Insecta; Lepidoptera; Erebidae.
AUGUCGGAAUUUUUCGGACCAUGGAGCAACAAGGGCGACGACGACGACGCGGAGGUGGUAGAGGAAACUGUAGAGACAGUCACCACCACAACCAGGACAAGGAAAAGAUCAGCAGUAAGUCAACAGCAACCUCAAAUCUGUCUCGUGACUUACGGAACAAAUAAAACGCAGUAUAGACAUUUAGUGGCAUUCCGUUGCCGCUGUCUAACAGGUGAAAAAAACAUCUUUAAAGCGUUACAUAUAUGA